Messenger RNA from Asterias rubens (European starfish), 3596 nucleotides. RefSeq lists its product as uncharacterized. The transcript is spliced from 12 exons. Gene Ontology annotation, molecular function: porphobilinogen synthase activity; zinc ion binding. NCBI's taxonomy places the organism in Eukaryota, Metazoa, Echinodermata, Asteroidea, Forcipulatida, Asteriidae. Gene Ontology annotation, biological process: heme biosynthetic process. Gene Ontology annotation, cellular component: cytosol. Bases 185 to 2920 code for a protein of 911 amino acids. The record is from RefSeq and is a predicted model, not a curated record.
UGUUUGUUGUUAUAAACCUGGCCAGUUUUUAUUGUUACGAUCAUAUUUUCAGCGCUCCGUUUCAAGCCCAUUUGCUGGUUGUAAUUAUUUCAGCUUGAAGGACUAGUGUCAUUGACAAAUCCUCUGUAAAAUACCUUCGCUAUACUCCUUGAAUCAACACAAUUACUGAACAUUGGUGCCAAAGAUGCCAAACCGGAGGGAUGUAAAGAAGAGGCGACGGUUCCCGACAGCAAAAGUGCAAGAUAACCCUUUGGCAAAACACAGGAAGGAACAUUUCAACCACAUGGCCGCGUCUGCAUUUAUGGCAGCAGUUAAGGCCAACAUUGACGAUAUUUCAGCCACCAAGAAUAACUGCAAUGAUCCAUUGAUGAGGAAGAGCAAAGGCUGGGAAAAUGUUCGGGCAACAGUGAAUUUAUAUUCCUCAUCCCCACGAACCGCCAAGGAGCUACAAAAGAAAUGGUGCGACCUGAAGUGUAGAGCCAAACGGAGAGUAUUGUGGAUAAGGAAAAACAGCCAUGUGGCCAACUUCUCGGAUGGACACAGACUGAACAAAACUGACGAGCAAGUCUGUCAACUGCUCGCUAAGUUCGAUAAAGAUUAUGAUGUGGAUCAUGAGGAGUCAUCUGAUGAUGAGCAAUUGAUGAAUUAUUCUUCUGAAGAUUUAGAGCAAGGCUCUGCGGAGAGAGAUGACUUAAAUGAAUCCCAUCCUCAUCCAGUUAGAAAAGCUCUUAACUUGAAGAAGGAGGCACCGGAUUAUGAUGAAUAUGAAGACGGGGACUAUGGGAGCUGCUCAUCUUGGGACAAUCAAGAGAUGAUGAGUGAAGCCAGGGGUGGUUCCCAGGAUGAAGUCAGGGGUGGUUCCCAGGUUGAAGCCAGGGGUGAGCCCGGGAGUGGAGCUAGGGGAGAACCACGGAGUGGGGCAAAGGGAGGGCCUCGCAUUGGAGCCAAGGAAGGGCCUCGGAACAGAGCGGGGGUCGAGCCCCGGAGUGAGUCUUAUAGGGAACCCGGAGCUGGAAGGAGAGACGAUCCUGGCUGGAAGGUAUUAGAAGUACAACCAAAGAUGCCAAACCGGAGGGAAGUAAAGAAAAGGCGACGGUUCCCGACAGCAAAAGUGCAAGACAAUCCUUUGGCAAAACAAAGGAAGGAACAUUUCAACCACAUGGCUGCGUCUGCAUUUAUGGCAGCAGUUAAGUCCAACAUUGACGAUAUUUCUGCCACCAUGAAUAACUGCAAUGAUCCAUUGAUGAGGAAGAGCAAAGCAUGGGAAAAUGUUCGGGCAACAGUGAAUUUGUAUUCCUCAUCCCCACGAACCGCCAAGGAGCUACAAAAGAAAUGGUGCGACCUGAAGAGUAGAGCCAAACGGAAAGUAUUGUGGAUAAGGAAAAACAGUCAUGUGGCCAACAUCUCGGAUGGAUACAGACUGACCAAAACUGACGAGCAAGUCUGUCAACUGCUCGCUAAGUUCGAUAAAGAUUAUGACGUGGAUCAUGAGGAGUCAUCAGAUGAUGAGCCAUUGAUGAAUAAUUCUUCUGAAGAUUUAGAGCAAGGCUCUGCGGAGAGAGAUGACUUAAAUAAAUCCCAUCCUCAUCCAGUUAGAAUAGCUCUUAACUUGAAGAAGGAGGCACCGGAUUAUGAUGAAUAUGAAGACGGGGACUAUGGGAGCUUCUCAUCUUGGGACAAUCAAGAGAUGAUGAGUGAAGCCAGGGGUGGUUCCCAGGAUGAAGUCGGGGGUGGUUCCCAGGUUGAAGCCAGGGAUGAGCCCGGGAGUGGAGCUAGGGGAGAACCACGGAGUGGGGCCAAGGGUAGGCCUCGGAUUGGAGCCAAGGGAGGGCCUCGGAAUGGAGCGGGGGUCGAGCCCCGGAGUGAGUCUUAUAGGGAACCCGGGGCUGGAAGCAGAGACGAUCCAAGCUGGAAGAAGAAUAUGUUUUCCCCUGCUCGGAAUCACCUUUUUCAUGGCGCAAUCCAUCAUGAUGUGCUGCGUACAUGGCAAUCUGGCAACGUAAACAUCGACGCCUCUAGUCUAAUCUAUCCACUGUUUAUCACGGAUAAUCCAAAUGAUGUUGAACCGAUAGACAGUCUGCCUGGCCAAUCUCGCUAUGGAGUGAAUCAACUGAAUAAAGUCCUUGAGCCACUGGUCAAGAAAGGACUGAGGUCGGUUUUGCUGUUUGGAGUCCCGAGUCAUCUACCAAAGGAUGGCAAUGGUUCCCAUGCCGAUGAUGAUACAACACCAGUGAUUUUAGCCAUCCGAAAGAUCCGAGAUAGCUUCCCAAGCCUCUUGGUGUGUUGUGAUGUCUGCCUGUGUGCAUACACCGAUCAUGGACAUUGUGGAUUACUUAAUGAAGAUGGAACUAUCGACAAUAUUCCAAGUAUACUCCGAUUAGCUGAAGUGGCUGUAGCGUAUGCUAAAGCAGGAUGUCAAGUUGUGGCGCCUUCAGAUAUGAUGGACGGCCGGAUUGGUGCCAUCAAGACUGCAUUGGUUAAUAAUGGUCUUGAAGGCAAGGUUUCUGUCAUGAGUUACAGUGCGAAGUUUGCGUCCAGUUUCUACGGGCCGUUCAGGAGUGCCGCAAAGUCUGCACCUUCCUUCGGAGAUCGAAAGUGUUACCAGCUACCUGCUGGUGCCAAGGGACUUGCUAGCAGAGCUGUGGAACGAGAUGUGGCAGAAGGAGCUGAUAUCUUGAUGGUCAAGCCAGGGAUGCCGUAUCUAGACAUUGUGAAGCAGACAAAAGAUAAGUUUCCAGACUAUCCAUUGGCUGUGUAUCAUGUAUCAGGGGAGUACGCCAUGCUGUAUCAUGCUAGCCAAGCUGGGGCUCUGGAUCUUAAAGCGGCUGUUAUUGAAUCACUUACUGCAAUGAGAAGAGCUGGUGCCGAUAUCAUCAUCACAUACUUUGUACCAAGCCUUCUAGACUGGUUGAAAAAGUAAGAAAAAAACUUGUUUUUGACGAGAACGUUCAACGCCCACCCGUAAUCUUCAGCCAAGUUUGUCAAUCUUAAGGGAAAAGUAUAUACUUAGUAAAGAAUAGCGCUUACACUUUUAUUUUAAUAUUUAGAUGUUUACUGUAUGAAAAAGAUGAUUACAUUGCACGCAUUUUUCAGCUGUUUUAAAUAACAAUUUUAAGACGAGACAGACAAAGAGCAGAAAUAUAUUGUGUACAUGAAGUGUGCCAGCUGUAAUUCAUUGUAGAGUCGGCCAUUUUAUCGGGCAGUGAACAACACUCUGUAGUUAGGGCCCAAUUUUAUAAAGCCUGUAAGCAUCAAAUUUGCUAAGCACAGACAAAUCUUACUUAACAGAAAUUGGUUACCAGCCAAAGUCCCAUCAAGUUUACAUUGUAGCAUCUGGCGCCCCACACAUUUUUUGCUAAACAGUAUUUUCUGCUUAACAGCUUUAUGAUAUUGGGCCCUAAUAUGAUAAGCGCAUUUGAAGAGCAAUCAUACAAACUUGGUCACAGCAUAUUAAUGGCACACUCCAUGAUGUAAAAAAACUCAUGCAAAAUACAAACUGCAACAACUGUAGAAUUUUGGAUAAAUACAAAUUUCAAAUCAGGGGCCAAUUUCAUAGAGCUGCUUAUGCAAAAAAAUUGCUUAAGCACGGAAAUAGC